Haliotis rubra (blacklip abalone) is the source of this 696-nucleotide messenger RNA. Its product is annotated as putative proline-rich protein 21. The transcript has a single exon. The record is from RefSeq and is a predicted model, not a curated record. NCBI's taxonomy places the organism in Eukaryota, Metazoa, Mollusca, Gastropoda, Lepetellida, Haliotidae. Bases 1 to 696 code for a protein of 231 amino acids.
AUGUCUGCACCACCAAUCUGUCCCAAUCUCUGCCCCACCAAUCUGCCCCAAUCUCUACCUCACCGACAUGUCCCAGUCUCUACCUCACCCAUCUAUCUUAGUCUCUGCCCCACCAGCCAGUCCCAGUCUAUGCCACAUCCAUCUAGCUCAGUCUCUGCCUCAGCGACCUGUCCCAGUCUCUGCCUCACCCAUCUAUCUCAGUCUCUACCUCACCCGCCAGUCCCAGUCUCUGCCACAUCCAUAUAUCUCAGUCUCUACCUCACCAGCCAGUCCCAGUCUCUGCCACAUCCAUCUAGCUCAGUCUCUGCCUCACCGACCUGUCCCAGUCUCUGCCACAUCCAUCUAGCUCAGUCUCUACCUCACCGACCUGUCCCAGUCUCUGACACAUCCAUAUAUCUCAGUCUCUACCUCACCAGCCAGUCCCAGUCUCUGCCACAUCCAUAUAUCUCAGUCUCUACCUCACCAGCCAGUCCCAGUCUCUGCCACAUCCAUAUAUCUCAGUCUCUACCUCACCAGCCAGUCCCAGUCUCUGCCACAUCCAUCUAUCUCAGUCUCUACCUCACCAGCCUGUCCCAGUCUCUGCCACAUCCAUCUAUCUCAGUCUCUACCUCACCAGCCAGUCCCAGUCUCUGCCACAUCCAUCUGUCUCAGUCUCUACCUCACCAGCCUGUCCCAGUCUCUACCUCACCCAUCUAG